Talaromyces marneffei is the source of this 1362-nucleotide messenger RNA. RefSeq lists its product as uncharacterized. Lineage: Eukaryota; Fungi; Ascomycota; Eurotiomycetes; Eurotiales; Trichocomaceae. Gene Ontology annotation, cellular component: membrane. Bases 1 to 1362 code for a protein of 453 amino acids. The record is from RefSeq and is a predicted model, not a curated record. The transcript is spliced from 2 exons. Gene Ontology annotation, biological process: transmembrane transport; metal ion transport. Gene Ontology annotation, molecular function: metal ion transmembrane transporter activity.
AUGCUAGAGGACCUCUCAGAGCUAUAUAUUGAACUGUUCGGAUCAUAUCUUGGAGUAGAUGCCCAAGUAUUUGCAGCACAGAUUCAAGAUGGUCAUUGGGGCGAAGAUGAGCAAAUGGGACACUCUCCACAAUUUCUUUCUGUCAAUGACCACGAGAAAUCGUUCACGUUGCGCUACUAUGAGACCAGAGUCUUGGACGACCCGCCACUAGAUCCAGUACCUUCAAUGGUGAGGACAGCAGCUAAUGUGAGUCGAAAUGUCACUUUUCAACAUGAAGUCACCAAGGGGGAUAGGAACCAUGUUUGGACGACGGAGGAUGGAACGGUGAGCGAUCCUUUUAAUCAAAUCUGGAUGACUCGAAUUCUGACCCAUCUUUCAGCUAUCGUUCUUCUGGAUCCUCCAAUCCUGGAUAAUCGCUUGAUUUGUUACUACAACAACGACUGUGAUAAGGCUGUUCAGCAGAUUGGACAAAGCCGGCCCUACCAGGGAGGCUAUAGGGAUUUUACACCAUGGCCAGAUAAAAACGCCUCGCAUUCGGCAUUGAUUAUCGACGGGCCGCGCCGCGUCUCAUUAGCAGACGAUAUUGCCUACUACUGGGUCAACGUCGCCUCGAGUAAAGAACUUAUUCUGGCACUCAGAAACCCAUACGAGAGUACUAUCUUCCUCCGACGAAUCGUCAUAUCUAUGCUCAACAGUACCCUCCGACGAUACUAUUCCGAUCUGAGUCAACACGAGACAAAACUCUGGGUUAUGCAACGCAUGAUCGAUCCGAAUCUCACCGAUUCUGAAAAGAAUCAAUACCUGGGAGACUUCAUCGGCGUCAUGAAUGAGAUCAACAAAAUCAGACGAAGAAUGAAUUGGUUCUCUCACGAGAUGACAUCCAACCUUGAAUCUCUCAAUCUUGUCACAGAACAUCCCUAUCAAAUCCCAAGUCACAGGGCAGAGGAUCGAGACUUCAUCAUCAUUCGCGACAAGUUUCUUAGUUACCGGAAAUGGUCGGAGAAGUUACUCAAUAUCACAUCGGCACAUCUGGCGUUGAUGGAAACGGAGAAGUCGAUUUCGGAUUCCAAGGCAUUAUCUCGACUUACAAUACUGGGUUCGCUAUUCAUUCCGGUCUCGUUUGUUUGUUCAUUCUUCAGCAUGAAUGGUGAUUUUGCGGUUGGGGAAACUAAGUUCUGGGUCUAUUUUGCGGUGACGUUGCCGCUGGUUCUUACUAUUCUGGUUAUUGUGUUUGGGAGAUGGUGGUAUAGGCGAUUGAUGGAGGUCAGCUCUGUGCGUUAUAGGCGCGUACAGUCGACUCUGGAUGAGGAGAGAGGAAUCAAGAGGUCUAUUCGACACUCUGGAAAUAAUGCAGGGGCUUAA